AGUGCGCGGUUCUCCACCCGGCUUCUCCUUCUGGGGCACGCCCCGUACCGGUACGGAGGUAACCUGCGCGGCUACCGAGGUGGAGGAGGAGGAGAAGCCGGUGCGUAUCAGUGACCGAAUCGGGUGCUGGCAAGAAGCUGAGACCCGGAGCGAGGGCCGGAAAAGCGCUCCAGGUGGCAGGGGGUGUAAAAGGGAACAAGAAGUACUCUGCAUGGAAAAUGAAGCUUGUACGAAUUCAUGCCAAUGCUCUGGCAUAUUCCAUGACUACACUAGGGACUGUGAUGAUGAAUACAGUAUUUAAUUUUUACUACAUGCAGCUUUUUUUGAAGCGAUACAAGAUUUCAGAAGCUGCCUUUCACCAAUCUCAGGUAAUUUUUAUGAUCUGGAAUGCUCUUAAUGACCCUCUUUUUGGAUAUCUUCAAGACAACGCCAAGGCAUCUUAUUGUUCAGGACGUCAGAUUGCUAUCUUGUAUGGUGCUCCUUUCUAUGCCUUGGCGUUCCUGCUUCCUUGGUUCCCUUGGAAACACUACCAUGAAGGUGACUGGCUUAAUGGGCUUCACCUUGUGGUAUCCUUGUGUGCUUUUGACGGCAUGUUGACAUUUGUACAGCUAGCCCAAUGUGCCCUGUUUGCAGAGAUCUCCACUCGGCACGAGAGCCGGCUUCAGCUUGUUAAAUAUAACCAAGUGGCGUCACUAGUGGGAUCUACCAGUAUACUUUUCUGUGGCCUUAUCUCUGAUAACAUGGAGAAUUUACCCCAUUUCCAGGCUUUUUCCAUUGUCAUUGCUGUUCUUGCUACUGCCUGCCUUUUCUAUACUGGUAUUUACAGUAUGAGUCACUAUGAACUUAAAGGAAGCCCUGGAGAAACCAGUAUCUCAGAAAGCCAGCCGGAACUCUCCUGGGCCUCAGUCAUCUCGCUGACCAAACAGAUAUUGACCCAGAAAAACUUUCUGCUUUUCUUGGCAAUGAAUUUCUUUCAAGUCUUCCAUUUAACUGUCUUCAGUAACUUCAUGAUGAUCUUUGCAGAUAACCUCAUCCCCAAAGAUGCUUUUUCUUCUUCUAUGAGGAGCAUCAUGUAUGGGGCAGGGUUUAUUUGUCCACAGUUUCUCGUGCUCAUCAGCCAUUCCUGGCUCAAGAAGUUUGGUUACUAUAAGGUCAUUUUAUUUUCCUUUUAUGUAGAAGUAGCAGCUGCGACUAUGAUGUUUGUCUUGGGAGAGGAACACUAUUAUAUUUUGGCUUUUUAUCUCACAGCUAACAUGGUAGUAGUUCAAGCCUCAUUUAGUUUGUUUAAUCUUCCUCUGGCUGACAUCAUUGAUGCAGAUGUACUGAAAUUCAAACGGAAAUCACCCCUUUCCUCAAUGGUUUUUGGGACCAACGCUUUGUUUACCAAACCUGCCCAGUCUUUAGCUCCUAUGGUUAUAGUCACUGUAUUAAACCACUUUGGGUACGAACAGCUAAACAAGAAGUCCAUACAGAUUGAUCCCAGUUUAUUAACAGGUCUGCAUGAUGCAAUGUUCUCCUUGAUUUGUCUGGUUCCCUUGUGCAUUGCAAUAAUCCAGAUUCUAGCUUGGACUCCCUUCUCUAUCAGAAGUAGCCAUGACUCAAACUGGGCAGUCACCUUCCAAUAAGAUCGUAUUCUGUCGUAAGAUUAAAAUGUGGUUUAAGAUUUUUGUAUUUUUUAAUUAAAAUGUUUUUCAAUCAAAAAUCUGCCUUCUCUUCCUCUUCUCUCCUCCCCUUUGAGAAAGAAAUGAAAAACAAACUCCCUGUAACUUUUGUAUUUUUUAUAUUAAAUUCAUACUAUGCCAAAAGGGAAAACUCUCCAUUAUCACCUCUUAUCUGUUAAAAAAAUAACUUCAAGGAUUCUCUUGCCUCUUUUGACUAUGGACUAAAUAUAAUUUGUUAUUAAAUAAUGAUGUGCCUCUGGUGCCUGUAGAUUAUCAUUUAUAGUUCUCAGAAUGUCUUAUAUUCUCAGUACAGCCUAAAACUCUAGGUGAUGGAAUUGCCACAUGAAUUGGUUAAAUGAAUUCUCUGUGGGUUGGUGGGAAGCUCUAGAGUCUAUCUGCCUAUAUACAUUAUUUUCAGUUUCUCUUACUAUACUGUUCUUCGGUGAUUUUUAGAAAUCAAUUGGUCCUUUAUGAUGGAGGGAUACCUCUGUAUACAUUUGGAUUAGCUGCAAAACAUUACUGUGCCAUAAUGAACAGGUUUCUUAGGUUGCGUGGACCUUUGAAAGUUUAGGGAUAAAUGGUCAAAGGAUUUAAACAGACAAUUUUCAGAUAAAGAAAUUAAAGUCAUGUAUAUACAUAUGAAAAAAAUGAUCUAAAUCACUGUUGGUUAGAGAAAUACAAAUUAAGACAACCCUGAGGUACUACUAUACACAUCUCUCAGAUUGUCUAAGAUGACAGGAAAAGAUAAUGAUGAAUGUUGGAGGGAAAACUAUGGCACUAAUGCUUUGUUGGUGGAGUUGUGAGGUGAUUAAACCAUUCUGGAGAGCAAUUUGGAUCUAUGCCCAAAGAGCUACUAAAUUGUAUGUCACUAUUGGGUCUGUAUCCCAAAGAGAUCAUAAAAAAGGGAAAAGGACCCCCAUGUGCAAAAUUGUAGCAGCUCAUUUUAUAGUGGCAAGGAAUUAGAAAUUAAGUGGAUGCCCAUCAGUUGGGGAAUGGCUGAAUAAGUUAUGGUAUAUGAAUAUUAUGGAAUAUUAUUGUUCUCUAAGAAAUGAUGAGCAGGCUGAUUGCAGAAAAACCUAGAUUUACAUGAACUGAUGGUGACUGAAGUGAGCAGAAACAAGAGAACACUGUACACAGUAAUAGCAAGAUUAUCUGAUGAUCAAUGCUGAUGGACCUGGCUCUUCUCAACAGUGCAAUUCAAAGCAAUUCCAAUAGGUUUGGGAUGGAAAAUGCCAUCCACAUUCAGAGAGAGAACUAUGGAAAAUGAAUGUGGAUUGAGGUAUAGUAUUUUCACCUCUUUUUUUUUGCUUGUUUGCUUUUUCUUUCUCAUGUUUUCUUUUGUUUUGGCUUUUUUUGGUCAGUUUUUUCUUGUACAAUAUAACAAAUAUAGAAAUAUGUUUAAAAGGAGUGGGCAUGUUUUACCUAUAUCAGAUUACUUGCUCUCUUGGGAAGGGAGAAUAUAAGGAAAGGAGAGAGAAAAAUUUGGAAGUCUUACAACAAUGAAUGUUGGAAACUAUGUAUAUUUGGAAAAAUAAAAUACUAUUGAGGAGGAAAAAAGAAAGUGUAGGAAGCAGAAUGAUAGUUUAUAAUGUGCUUCUCAGAUUUUAGUAUGGUCCAUCAGUGUCUAAGAGUUGAGGUGAAAGAUGGUGUGCAAAAACAAGGGUACUUCUGUUCUCUUUAGUUUGUUGAAUUUGCCUUUAAAUUGGGACCUGAAAUCAAAUAAUUUGCUUCUAUGAGCCCUUGAGGCCAAUAAGCAUGACAUAAAAUGGAGAUAGUUAAAUUCACUUUCUUCCAAAUGGACCCCUGACCUCCAUUUACUUAAUUGAAAUUAUCUGGUUUUUAAAAAUUUAACUCAUCUUAUUUGGUAUGUAGUUUUUAGAUAAGCCAUCUGGGGUAUUUCUAUUAUGGCUGAAGUUAUGGACCUGCUAUUGAUAGUCCCUUUUCCCCUUAUGUUUUUGCUUUAGACUUUGAAUGAGGAUUUUUAUUUAAGCAGUCUCACUAGUCGCUUUUGUCUAUGUUUUUAUGUGAAUGUAAAUGAAAUUUGCUUUAUGUUUUUUACAAAAAAAUUUUUUUAUGUGCAAUUAACUCAGUUAAGGUUAUUUUGAGGAGAAGCACAUUAUAAACUAUUAAUAAUUACAUGAAUGUGAAUUAUUAUUAUUAGUUGAAAAAUAUUGAACCCAGAAGGAUAAAUUUAAUGAAUCUGGGGUACUGUAGAAUCAAUCAAAUAAGGGUUACAUUAAUCUUAUAACUAUCAUUUCUUAAGAAGUCUUUCCAGAGAAAGUGCCUUACACUUAGAUAAUUGUACAAAAUACUGAUGUUUUAUCUGUUUACAUUGGAUGGCAGACAGCUUUGUUUUAUUUCUGGCACACUCAGGAAAUAUGAAACAUUUCCAGCUCUCUGAAUAUUUUAUGUGUUAUAAUAUUGUACAUAGAGAUUAGAAAAUUAGAAAAAUCCUUUUGGUGGGAAAUUUCUCAAAUUCUUAUAUUGUGUUUUUAAAAUGGGAUAUAUGUAAUAGGGAAUUAUGUAUCUUCUGUCUUUCCAGUACUAUCUUUAAAAAGAAGUAAAUUCAUGAAAAUUAACAUUAUUUGAAAAGAUUGUUGUGAAUUAAGAAAGCACGACUUAAUUCUAAUAUUUGACAUGUAAAAUGGCACUUUUUAAAGAUUAAUUCUUUUUUGUGAUAUUUAGUGAUAAUAAACCUAACAUAUUUCAGUA
Messenger RNA from Antechinus flavipes (yellow-footed antechinus), 4373 nucleotides. Its product is annotated as transmembrane protein 180-like. Lineage: Eukaryota; Metazoa; Chordata; Mammalia; Dasyuromorphia; Dasyuridae. The record is from RefSeq and is a predicted model, not a curated record. Bases 219 to 1625 code for a protein of 468 amino acids. The transcript has 7 exons.